AUGGCAACACAAGGAACCUCCCGAGGAGGUAAAGUCACUGAAUUCAGUGGAGAGCACUUGAACCUGGAGGAACUGGAACACAAGGAAACACAUGAGAAAUUCAGGGGAUAUUUAAACAAAAGAAAUAUCCCACCGUACCCCCAUCCAGAGUUUCAUGUGUCUCAUUUGAAGCACGACACUGAUCGACGCCGGUUAGAAGGAAUCUAUAAAGACAGCGGCUUCAGAGGUUCAGAAGACGAAGGUUCUAAAGGCAACUCUCUCAUGUGGUUUCAUCUGGCUGUGAGUCCUGAGGAGAUCAGAUCUGCUGAGAGGAAGCUGCUGGAGGAAAAAUUCCCAGAAUCGCCUGAGGUAAAGGCUUCCAACAGCUUCCUGUGGGAGUUCGCCACGUCUCCAGCCUUCUCUGAGACGUCUACGUACGGCUCGUUCCGCUUCACCCUCCCCCUGCAGGAGGUCCUGGACGCCUACAGCCAGCAGUUUUGCUCUGGACAUCUACCCGCCAUGCGGGUGUACAGGACCUCUGUGUUCAGUCAGGAAGUGCAGUACAUUGUUCUGGUCCAUCGUCCAGAGGAUAACGAGCGCUUCUCCAUAUAUCCUCCGCUGGAAGACCAGCGGGAAGACGCCGUCUGCACAUACAGAGAUAAACACUUCAUCUGGAACUCUCAGGCCAUGUGUGGGACGCACAGUUGUGAGAUGGAGGUCAGUGAAGACCAGAUUAAAGCGGUCCCUGUCAGGGGCUGGAGUGAGUUUUUUGUCUGGGAUGUCGUUUCCAUCGCCCUGCAUUUGGAGCCAGAGGAGGUGCUGCUGCUCACUCAGAAGCAGCUGAGAAAACACCUCACCUUCUGCAACAUGUUUGAUGCUCCAUUCAUGUAUCGUAGGAGACAUCAUUUCCUGGAUUUUGAUGAGGCUCAACUCUUGGUUGAAGGACUGUGGCCUUCUUCUGCCAACCUGGAAAGAGAAGUUUCAUUGCGUUCACAUUUUGAAGUUUCAGAGCCUGUUGCUACAGAGGAAGAUCCUGAGUGGGCUGAGAGACGAGGCCCAGGCUCCAGUCUGGACUCUGCUCAGCAGCCUGGACCGAGCAGAUUCAACUCGAGAGAAAAACUAUCAUGAAGUCAAUGAAAAGAAAAUCUUACUGGGAUUAUGUUUGAUUAGUGUUUGAAUUUUUACUGCGCAAUCAAAUUAAUUGAUGUAUUUUUAAUCUAUUCUGUAAAAAAAUCAAAGAAACUAUGAGACUGAUGGGCUAUUAUGGAAAAUUACUGUUAGGAAACUUCUCUUCUUCAUUGUGUAACCAAUCAGGAAU
Salarias fasciatus (jewelled blenny) is the source of this 1297-nucleotide messenger RNA. RefSeq lists its product as uncharacterized. The transcript has 5 exons. Lineage: Eukaryota; Metazoa; Chordata; Actinopteri; Blenniiformes; Blenniidae. The coding region runs from base 1 to 1107 and encodes 368 amino acids. The record is from RefSeq and is a predicted model, not a curated record.